Otolemur garnettii (small-eared galago) is the source of this 1902-nucleotide messenger RNA. It is a transcript of the gene RSRC1, whose product is annotated as arginine and serine rich coiled-coil 1. The annotation marks the transcript as partial. Gene Ontology annotation, cellular component: cytoplasm; nucleus. Lineage: Eukaryota; Metazoa; Chordata; Mammalia; Primates; Galagidae. The record is from RefSeq and is a predicted model, not a curated record. Gene Ontology annotation, biological process: alternative mRNA splicing, via spliceosome. The transcript has 8 exons.
AGACGUAGGCAUCGAUCAAGCAGUAGCUCUUCUUAUGGCUCUAGAAGAAAACGAAGUCGAAGUCGUUCAAGGGGACGGGGGAAAUCUUACAGAGUUCAGAGGUCUAGGUCCAAAAGCAGAACAAGAAGGUCCCGGUCAAGACCUCGUCCACGUUCCCAUAGUCGAAGCAGUGAAAGGUCCAGUCACAGAAGAACCCGUAGUCGGUCUCGGGAUAGAGAACGACGUAAAGGCAGAGAGAAAGAAAAACGAGAAAAGGAGAAGGAUAAAGGCAAGGACAAGGAGUUACACAACAUCAAACGUGGGGAAUCUGGAAACAUCAAAGCUGGAUUAGAACAUCUGCCACCAGCUGAACAGGCCAAAGCCAGACUACAGCUCGUUCUUGAAGCUGCUGCAAAAGCUGAUGAAGCAUUGAAAGCCAAAGAAAGAAACGAGGAAGAAGCAAAGAGGAGAAAGGAGGAAGACCAAGCCACCCUGGUAGAACAAGUGAAAAGAGUAAAAGAAAUUGAAGCUAUUGAAAGUGAUUCUUUUGUCCAGCAGACAUUCAGAUCAAGUAAAGAAGUCAAGAAGUCAGUGGAACCUAGUGAAGUGAAACAGGCAGCGUCAGCGUCAGGACCGGCGUCGGCAGCUGCUGACCCGCCCAGUGCAGAGAAGGAAAUAGAUGCUAACAGCAUCCCCACUGCCAUCAAGUACCAGGAUGACAAUUCUCUGGCCCAUCCAAACUUAUUUAUCGAGAAAGCUGAUGCUGAGGAAAAGUGGUUCAAGAGGCUAAUUGCUCUCCGGCAAGAAAGACUAAUGGGCAGUCCUGUGGCCUGAGUCAUAUACUUGCGGAUAGGUCGGCAGCAACAUUAGAAAUUUAGGCUUUCAAAUCCCAGUGUCAAGUCUCUAGUCAUAAAAGGAAUUUAGUUGAUUAUAUUAAAAGGUAAUGUCAUUUCAUUCUUUUCUCAUGUGAGCGCGAAUAUUUGUUGAUUUGAAGUAAAACAUUGUGAAUAAAACUAGUAUAGAAUUUAAGAAUGCAUGGAAAUGUUAUUCUGCUAAUAGAGCUAAUAAUUAAAAAGUCAGUGUUAAAAUAAAUGGCACACAGUCGUUUCUAGGUACAAUUCAAAAGAUACCAAGUUGUCCUGUAAAGACACAUGUUGGGUAAUCAUGCAUAUGUAAGAAUCAAAUUAUUUGUUGCAAGUGUGAGCUUUCCUCUUCCUUGUAUUACAAAACCCUUUUUUAAAUAUUUUAUUUCACUUCAUUACAGAGUGUUUAGCAUAGUGGAAAGGACCCCUCACAGUCUAAGUGGAAUCUGCAUGUUAAACUUAAGGGAAUGACAUUUUAUUGAAAAAAAAUUUUCUUGAAACUUAAAUAAAUUGAGAUGAUCAGCUUCAAGUAGGACGGGUGUUCCUUUGAAAGAUGUUAGCAAAUCCCAGCUGGUUCUCAGAAAUCACAUGUUCAAGCUAGACCUAACUAGUUGGCCUGAUAUCCACGAUGGAGAAAUCAUUUCUGAGAAAAGUGGUGAGAGCCCUCACUUGAGUCUUACUUACCCAACUACUGUUCCCUGUGGAGAAAGGCAGCGAGCUAAUUGUUGUUGUGAUAAGGCCGCCUGCCUUUGUAGAACCCCUUGCUCUUGUAGCUAAAUGACAGUCAACUGUGCAUUCCAUACUGAACACGUCAGAGAUAAGGACUGCAGGCCUUGCUUUACAGAGCUGGUUGUAACAGCUGACACGGAUAUUUCUUUCCCGUGGCCAUUUUCUUCUGUUGUCCAGUCUCUAAUUUAGUUUCUGUGAAGACUAGCUCAGAACACAAGAUUUAAAGAUAGACAAAGCAACAUACAGGUCAUUUUAAUGUCAUCUUUUUUACAUUUCUAGAACAACGAAAAUUCAAAUCUCUGUUGAAAAUGAAAAAUAAAGGCUCGGUGCC